GUGCAUCUGGCAGUAUGAGUAGUCAAGCAACGAGUCGUAUUGUCCGUUUCGCACAAGUGGUGCGAGUGGGACCUAACACCACUAAGGAGGAGUAUAAUGAUGUUAUAGAAGAUAUGAAAAGCGGAUGUGGAGGCUUCGGUAAACUAGAUGCGGUAUAUGUUGCUUCUGCUGAUAUUCAUGAUCCUUCUACUGAAGGCUUGGUCCUCGCUGCUGGUGAUGUGUGUUUGGAGUACUCUGAUCUCGGAGGUGCCGAGGCGUGCAUGCGUGGUAUGCAUGGACGUAAGUAUGAUGGUCAAGUCGUGCACAUGAGUAGUGUUGAUGAGGAAACCUGGCAGAAUUUGGCGAAGCCGGUCCUCGUGGAGAUGGACGCUGCCCUUGGUUUACUGUAA
Molecule: messenger RNA, 389 nt
Organism: Perkinsus marinus ATCC 50983
Lineage: Eukaryota; Perkinsozoa; Perkinsida; Perkinsidae
Exons: 5
Cellular component (GO): U2AF complex; nuclear speck; U2-type prespliceosome
Molecular function (GO): pre-mRNA 3'-splice site binding; poly-pyrimidine tract binding
Source: RefSeq, a predicted model, not a curated record